Messenger RNA from Blepharisma stoltei, 1175 nucleotides. The record is from the annotation of a GenBank genome assembly. NCBI's taxonomy places the organism in Eukaryota, Ciliophora, Heterotrichea, Heterotrichida, Blepharismidae.
AUGAAUAUUUCACAACAGCACGAAUCAGAUAUUUACAGCAGAAAACCAGCUCAUAGAACUUCCAAGCACCAAAACUCGAUUGCUACAGUAAUUUCAACUCAUUCUACGUCUAAUUCUUUAGAAACCAUAGAGGAGACCAUUCGAAAACGAAAUCUAAAAACAGAAGAAAGUCCUAGUAUCAAAAAAUUUCGCACACAAGAUUGUGAAUUUAUCCGGAGUGAAAAAAAGCCUGAGAAAUCUGUUCUAUUUAACGAUUUGGAUGAAAUUUUAAGUUUAAGUUUAUCGAAAUCUCUUUAAUGCUUCAAGUAAGUCCCAGUUUCUUCAAGUUCCAACUCCGGAAAUAGCAGCUCUGAAUAACAGUAGGUUGGAAGGCCUAACUGCAAAACCGGUACUGCUUCCGAAUCCGUUAGACCCCAUCAAUCCUUAUUAGACUCAAUAAGUUUCAAAUUACACUUGUCUCACAACUCUCAGAAAGUUUCCUACUCUCUUCUUUUGAGCUUGAGUGUUGGGACUUACCCUACCUCAUAACUGCCAUUUUAUAUUAAUAGGAUGAAAUUAAAAUAAGACUGGAAGAGGAGACAUCAAGGCUAGAUUCUCAAAAAGAAGCGAUCUUGAAAAUACUUGAGAAAAUCAAUAAAAAAUAUAAGUCACUGGAAAUAGAUAAAAACGAAAUUAAUAGGAUGAAAGACGUUAUAAGGGAAAGAGAAGCUAAGCUACUUGACGAAAAAUUGAGCUUAAGACACGAAAGAAUAAAGCUCAAUGAAGAAAGAAAUAAUUACAACGCUAUGAUGCAGUCUCUUAUUAAUGAAUUUCAUGAUGUAAAAUUAGAAAAAUACAGAAUGUAUGUACAUAAGUCAAUUAAUGAGAACAAAAAGAAGAUUUUAGGUAAAAGAUCAAAAAUUUUCCACGGUAUAAAGACUGAAGAGAAAGCUCAACAUCAGGAGACAUUAAACUUAUUUUCUCCAAAUUUUAAGCAAAGGUUAUCAAGAAACGACUCGAACUCCUCAGAUGUUGAAGAAGAAGCUACUCAACUGAGUAGAAAUGUGCUUCUUUUAGAGGUAAAACCUAAUUUUUUCCUGCAAGACUAUCAAGAAUCAAUACUCAGUGGAAGAGUCAAUCCAGUUGCUCCGGAUGAUGAAGAUUUUUCUCCAUCUUUUGACGAUCCAGACACUUAA